Pogoniulus pusillus (Red-fronted tinkerbird) is the source of this 2018-nucleotide messenger RNA. It is a transcript of the gene CPSF4, whose product is annotated as cleavage and polyadenylation specific factor 4. Gene Ontology annotation, molecular function: RNA binding; zinc ion binding. Bases 159 to 890 code for a protein of 243 amino acids. The transcript is spliced from 8 exons. Lineage: Eukaryota; Metazoa; Chordata; Aves; Piciformes; Lybiidae. The record is from RefSeq and is a predicted model, not a curated record.
GAGCUGCCGCCGCCGCCUCCCCUCACCUCAGGCACUGCCGGCACGGAGCGGAGCGGGCCGGGCCGGGCCAGCCCGGGCCCGGCCGCCCGCUGCCCCCCCCCCCCCCCUCCACCAUUCCCCCCCUCCCGUCCCGCCUUCGCCGCCCCCCAGCCGCCACCAUGCAGGAGCUCAUCGCCAGCGUGGACCACAUCAAGUUCGACCUGGAACAAGCUGUGGAGCAGCAGCUGGGGGCGCAGCCGUUACCCUUCCCUGGCAUGGACAAAUCGGGUGCAGCUGUAUGUGAAUUCUUUUUAAAGGCAGCCUGUGCUAAAGGGGGCAUGUGCCCGUUCCGACACAUCAGCGGGGAAAAGACAGUUGUUUGCAAACAUUGGCUACGAGGACUGUGCAAAAAGGGUGACCAGUGCGAGUUUCUGCAUGAGUAUGACAUGACCAAGAUGCCUGAGUGUUACUUCUACUCUAAAUUUGGGGAGUGCAGUAACAAAGAAUGUCCAUUCUUGCACAUCGACCCGGAGUCUAAGAUCAAAGACUGUCCCUGGUAUGACAGAGGCUUCUGUAAACAUGGUCCACUCUGCAGACACCGACACACUCGAAGAGUCAUUUGUGUGAAUUACCUGGUUGGAUUCUGUCCAGAGGGGCCGACCUGUAAAUUCAUGCACCCCCGGUUUGAACUGCCAAUGGGAACCACAGAGCAACCACCACUGCCUCAACCGACACAAACACAGCAAAAGAGGACACCCCAAGUCAUUGGAGUCAUGCAGUCUCAGAAUAACAACACUGGGAACAGAGGACCCCGGCCGUUGGAGCAGGUCACCUGCUACAAGUGUGGUGAAAAAGGUCAUUACGCCAACAGAUGCACCAAAGGACACCUGGCCUUUCUCAGUGGCCAGUGACAGAACAGGAAGAAUACAGGGGAGCUGUUAACACUGAGGAAAGGUUUCUGCCUAGCACUAUGUCUUGAACUAUGAAUCAGGUUGUUUUUUAAUGCCAUUACUGAAAGAACUGUUCUGAGGCUGGGUGCUGCUAAGCAACAUUUUUGUAAUUGUCCACAACUGGGUGUUUGGGUUUUUUUAUGUUUUAACCUUUCAAAAAUCGAUUUUGGCCUCUGCCUGUUUUCAUUGAGCCCUGCUGAAAGGUAGAUCCAAAAGGCAGUAGAUACACAGGCCUGCACCAGUGCAGCGCCCACCUUAAACACAUCUCAACGCCAGUGUCUCUUUAAAGGGUUUCCCUUUCUGCCACUUCUCUCUGGGGAGCGUGCAGCAUUCCAGCCCUCCCCGUGAAAGCAGGAAGGUUGACUGGGAAAACUAAUACUUGGAAUUGCCUUCCCUUCAGUGAGGGAGCAGGGAUCCUGGUGUCCUGUAGCUCUUAAAAAAGCAAAGUCGUGUUCCCAGGUCCGUCCCGUUGUAGUUGGUAAGCUGGUGGGUGACUUAAUGCAUCAUCGGUGUCAGGGUGCACUGGAGGUUAGAAAUCAAUUUGGGCAAGAACUGACCAAGGGGAGAAUAAUUUGUUGUUGCUGUGGAUAGCCAAGCAAAGAGGAACAGCGACUGUAGGAGAGCUCCUUCUGUGGUCUUUUUCCGUUGCAAAAAGCAAAGAGGAAAAGGAUCAUGGCUGGAAGAGCAGGAACAGGAGUGCUCUGUCACAGCACCUUGUCAUCCAGCUCACACUGAGCAGGUAUUUUCAUAGCCUAGAGGAGACCAAGAAGUGGAGACGUGUAUUCUUAUGGAACAUUGCUGUUAAAAGUGGUAGAGCGCUCUUCUGAGAGCAGUUUUUUGCAAGCCAAACCCCAUUCAUUUUGUGAGACUAUUUCAAAAGGGCCAAUGCUAAAAUGUGAAUUUCAACCCCCCAAAAAUGGCACCUACAAUGUGAACCUUGAUUCUAACCCAUCACUCAUUUGCUGACUGCCUUUAAGACCUUGUUGAAAUGUACCCAUGGAAAAAGCUGGCUGUGAAUUUAUUUUUGGGAUGAGGGGGUUUUUUUUGGAAGAACAAGCUAAUAUGAUUGGAUAAAGAGCAGUGACCAGA